AUGCAGGGCCGGCAAAGAUCCGAUCGACGCGCUCAGCCUCACGCCGCCCGACCGGAAGUUAACGAGGCGGCUCCGCUGCCGCACGAGAGGGCUGUUCCUGGUGCACAGCCAUCUCCUGUUUCUGCGGUAUCUGCUGUGCCACAGGCAGCCCCGGUUCCCACUCCGGUUCCGCAUCAGCAAAGCUCAGUCGGCUCCGAGAACAUGCUCGAUGUGGAUGUGACGGUGCUGGCAUUUGCACAAUGGGUCAUGGAGCUGAAGAACAAAAGCUCCAACUCACAGAAAUCACUCCAGAUCGAGCUCAACACGAUCAAGAAUGCCAUCAACGGCAAUCACAGCGACCUCGCGGACUUCAAACGCCAUGGGGCGGCCAUACAACAGCAGAUGCAAUCAGAAAUAAACGAGAUUCGCGAGUCGUUAAGCUCUGUUUUCAUGGAGAUCACUGCAGCUGUGCGGAACAAUGCUGCCGCAGAUCAGGACCUGAAAAUGAAGAUACAAAUGUUAAACGAACAGGCUGUUCGGAAUGAGACCGCGUUUGCCCAGCUGGCGGAUGCAGCUGACCAGUCACAGUCCAAGCUUCGAGCAGCGGCCCAGGAGAUGCAGCAAUUUUCUGAGCGCAUGCGGGACGACCUGGCUUCGCUGAACCAGAAGACGGACACUUUGCAGGGCACCGUGCUGGACCGUGCAGACCAACUCAAGAGUGAGACGGAUCAGCUGUCACAGGACCUGCGCACCCAGCUUGAAAAGCGGAAAGUGCAGCUUCAGAAGAUGGUCCAGGACGUCGUGAACAUCGGUGAGUCCUUGCAAGGUCUCGUAAACGAUUUCGGUGGCGUCAAGCAAGAGUCCGGAGCUACUCAAACUAAGCUCAACUCCAGCCUGUACUCGCUCGAUGCACGUCGGCAGCAGGGUACCACUGCACCAGCAGCUUGCCAAGUGAUGUCGUCCAAGUUCCAGGCGAUGCCCAUGGCACAGGCACCUUAUGUGUACAGCCGCUGCUUGCCUCAGCGCUGA
Symbiodinium necroappetens is the source of this 1008-nucleotide messenger RNA. NCBI's taxonomy places the organism in Eukaryota, Dinophyceae, Suessiales, Symbiodiniaceae. The record is from the annotation of a GenBank genome assembly.